AUGGGGCGCGUGUCUCUAGCACCUGGUAUGCUGCCACCCAUGCCCAUGCUCAAAGACAGCCGAUUGCGGAGCAAGAAUGCUCGUGCGGCUAUGGAGGCAAAUUUAAUGGCCUUUCUCGAACGUACUGGGUUUACUAUGGCCGGGUGGUCUGCAAAGUUUGUGCACGAACCAACACAAUCCGCCUUUGUUAAUAUGUUCAAGCACAUCUACAACACAUGUAUUGACCCCAGCUACCAAAUGGGGGCAGAGGGCAAAAAGUUCGAAGAGGAAGUGAUUUUGCUCAUGAAAGAGAUUCGGUAUCCAUUCAUCGAUGACCUGACCAAGACCAAGCUUACCGCGGCAGGAAGCCAACAGAACUGGCCCGCAUGCCUUGCAAUGCUAGACUGGAUUGUGCAUCUGGGAAUGGCGGUCGGCCCAUCGACAAGUGGGCCUAUAGGCAGAGACGACGAGAAUGAGCUUCACGCGCUGUUUUUCCCAUACUUAUGGAGAUGCUAUGAGAAGUUUUGGGAAAACCAGGAUACGUACCCCGAGGAGAUGGAGGAGCUUGCGCGGAGCUUUGAGAGCAAGAACGCUGCACUUGCCGCCUCUGUCGAGUCACUUGCCGCAGAAAAGACGGAAAUAGACGCAGAGCUCACCGCUUUGACGGACAAGCCAUCUCCGCUCCAACGCGAACAGCACGAAAACCAUGUUCUUCAAGGCGAUGUAGCCAAGUUCCUGAAAUACCACCAUGAAGUGCUUGUACCGAAGCUGGAUAAGAGCCGACGAACGAUUCAGCGGCUGCAUGCGGCACUGGAGGAACACACAGCAGAGUUGCAUGAAAAGCAGGCCGAGCGUGAACGCCGGCAAAGACUCGUCGAUGCGCAGGACGUGUCGACAGAGGAGUUUGAGCGUAUGAUGUCGGAGCGAGAAUGGCUUGCACGGCAGCUAGAUGAACUAGCCGUGCAGAACCGCGAGGCCAUCGAGCAGUGCUGGAAGAUUGAGCUUGCCCUCAGCAAGUGCCAAGCCGAUGUGGAAAAACGGCUCAAAGCCUUCCAUAUCGGUGAGCGCCGUAUUCAUCUGCUUCCUUUGUCGCUCCCAAAUGGCGUAGAACUCACGGAGUUGGAGCUUGUUCCCGCGCAUCCCUCGACCAUGCUUGCACCUGGUGUGUCCAUGCAGGCGGUGCGUGCGAAGAUCGAGAAGCUGCGCGCAUCCGAAACACAAAAGUUCCGCGCCCUAUCUGAUGAACGUGUAGCACUACAGGAGUCAUUGGACGAAGUGCUUGAGCAGCUCGAUCGUGUGCGUCGCGAUGCACGCACUUUGGAGACGCGCCUUGAAUCGUUGCGUGAGCAAAUCGACGAAGUAGGAUGCAUCUCCAGCCAUGAAGAAGCCGACUCUGCUGCUGAGUACAUGCGCCAGGAGAACCUCGUCACCAGCAUGGAUCAUACCAGCUCAAUCGCAUUGCAGCAAGCAGACACACGUGUCAAGGCACUCCACCUGCAGCUCCAGGAAGCAUUAGAGUCUACGGCAGACGAGCGUGCCGCGAUGCAUGAAGAAAUGUGCCGUGCUUUGCAUACACUUCUGGAUCUCAAAGUACGUGUGUCUGAGGGGCUUGAAGCCGUUGCUACUGCCGUGCAGGGUGCUAUGCGUGCCUAG
Malassezia globosa CBS 7966 is the source of this 1632-nucleotide messenger RNA. RefSeq lists its product as uncharacterized. NCBI's taxonomy places the organism in Eukaryota, Fungi, Basidiomycota, Malasseziomycetes, Malasseziales, Malasseziaceae. Gene Ontology annotation, cellular component: Ndc80 complex. Gene Ontology annotation, biological process: attachment of mitotic spindle microtubules to kinetochore. The record is from RefSeq and is a predicted model, not a curated record. Bases 1 to 1632 code for a protein of 543 amino acids. The transcript has a single exon.